AUGGCAUACUCUCGCGAUGGCCCAGGUAUUGGGCCCAAACACGACUCUCUGGAGCACCACUCAACUCCACCGGCCAACAUCGACGCCGAGAAACAACAAAGUCAAGAACAGGUGGAACACAAAAAAUCAGUAUACGCGGGACUUGGCUGGUUAGACCGGCUACUCGUCCUCUGGAUCUUGUUGGCAAUCAUCGUCGGCAUCCUGCUUGGCAAUUUUGUCGGCGGUGUUGGGCCAGCUCUCCAGAAAGGCAAAUUUGUCCAGGUCUCCGUUCCCAUAGCUGUCGGUCUGUUGGUGAUGAUGUACCCAAUCCUCUGCAAAGUCAAAUAUGAGACCUUGCAUCGCAUUUUUGCCCAUCGCCAGAUUUGGAUCCAACUGGGUUUCAGCGUUGUGGCCAACUGGAUUAUUGCUCCCCUUCUUAUGCUCGGAUUGGCUUGGGCCUUCCUGCCGGAUCGACCUGAACUUCGGAACGGCCUCAUAUUUGUGGGUCUAGCACGCUGCAUUGCCAUGGUCUUGAUUUGGACAGGUCUUGCCGGAGGGGAUGAGGAGUAUUGCGCAAUUCUUGUGGCCUUUAAUUCAAUCCUGCAGAUGGUCCUCUACGCACCCCUGGCUAUUCUUUUCGUCAACGUUAUAAGCCACGGCGGAGACUCCAAAGUUGCGUACUCGACAGUCGCCCGAAGCGUCGGGGUCUUUCUUGGGAUACCUCUUGGAGCUGCCGUUGCGACCCGCUUAAUCCUCAGGCGCAUCAACGCUACCUGGUACGACCAGAAAUUCCUCAAGUGGAUCGCUCCGUGGUCACUUUUAGGGCUUCUCUACACGAUUCUCGUCCUAUUCGCCUCCCAGGGAAGGCAAGUAGUCCAUCAAAUUGUCUCAGUUGUGCGAGUCGCUGCGCCUCUUAUUGUAUACUUUGUGGUCAUUUUCUUUUUGACACUGUUGAUCACAAAACGUCUCGGGUUCGGAUACAAACUUGCAGCUACUCAGAGCUUCACUGCAGCCAGCAACAACUUCGAGCUGGCGAUCGCGGUUGCGGUGGCCACCUUUGGAGCUACCAGCGACGAGGCUCUGGCCACUACCGUCGGUCCCCUAAUUGAGGUGCCGGUUUUGAUUUCACUUGUCUAUGUUGUGAGAUGGAUUGCCGGUCGUUGGAACUGGGAAGACUAG
Messenger RNA from Exophiala dermatitidis NIH/UT8656, 1158 nucleotides. RefSeq names its product arsenical-resistance protein. Bases 1 to 1158 code for a protein of 385 amino acids. Gene Ontology annotation, biological process: antimonite transmembrane transport; arsenite transport. The transcript is spliced from 4 exons. The record is from RefSeq and is a predicted model, not a curated record. Gene Ontology annotation, molecular function: antiporter activity; arsenite transmembrane transporter activity; antimonite transmembrane transporter activity. Gene Ontology annotation, cellular component: plasma membrane. Lineage: Eukaryota; Fungi; Ascomycota; Eurotiomycetes; Chaetothyriales; Herpotrichiellaceae.